Molecule: messenger RNA, 945 nt
Organism: Aspergillus puulaauensis
Lineage: Eukaryota; Fungi; Ascomycota; Eurotiomycetes; Eurotiales; Aspergillaceae
Exons: 1
Coding region: 1-945 (314 amino acids)
Source: RefSeq, a predicted model, not a curated record
AUGCCGCCAGCCCAAAUGGACGCCUUGGGCGCCUUCUCCUAUCUCUCUGACAACCUCCCCACCUGGAUCUCCCACCUGUCCGAGCUGACGGCCCACACGGCUGCAAAACACACCGAGUUCGCCGACGCCUUUAAGAAACACUCCACCGCACCUUUGAAGCCUCGCCGCCGCAAGAACAGCUCCGUGUGCUCCAUCCAAACAAACUCCGUCCGCCGCCGCCGAGCGGCCGAAGAAGAAAAAGACGACGACAAUGCCUCGUCCUCCGACUCGGAUACACCCGCUGUCAUCAGCACGCGGCAUAGCCUCAUAAUCCACUACGACGGCUACACGCAAAAGACCCUCGAGGAAAUGGUCCGCAAUAUCGGGACGGCGAGGAACAACCUGCGACGGGGUAAAAUGGCUCAAUUGCCGAUGGCGGGUGGUGCUGGUGCACGUCCGCCGCCGCCCAGGAGUGCCGCCCGUGCUAUGUUGCCGACGCUGGAAGAGCCCGAGGACUUGCUGGCGAGCAUUCGGUCUUCACGUGCCCGAGGACCGCCUCAGCCCCAACCCCAGCUGACUGUGACGAGAAAAUCGCCAUUCGAUGCUGCGGAUAAGAAUCUCGAGCUUGCGCACAGUUUCUGUGAAACGGCUGCGUAUCAGUUCCUGCGCGCCGGCGACUGUGCGUCGGAAUUGGGUAGCGUGAAAGAGCGGUUCACUGCUUUGCUCAAGGUGGUUGCAGAGGAGGUCGAGCUGCUGAAGGAGGAGAAGAAGAAGGAGGAAGAGGAAGCCGCUGAGCAAGAACCUGAACCUGAAGCUGAAAGCCCGGCUAAAGAGAAUGUUACACAGCCACUGGUGUCGCUGAAGCGACCGGCCUCAAGCGAGGGUGCGAUCGAGGUCGAUGACGAGCAAGGCUCGGUGGAAUCAAUUGACUUGACGACGUUCCGAGUCGGUCGCACUCGGCGUUAA